GUUAUCGACUAAAACAUCUGAUAUCUUAUUUUCAUGAAGUACACCGUGCACGAUGGCGGACAGGCUGACACAGUUGCAGGAUGCUGUGAAUCAGCAAGCUGACAACUUCUGUAACAGUAUUGGUAUUUUACAACAAUGUGCUCAACCAAGUCCAUUCCCAAACUUUGAAAAACCAAGUGGAAAGUCAUCACCCGUUCCCCCUCAGGAUGAUUACGCAGUAUUGUUCUCGAAGCUGAUAGCCCGCACAGCCAAGGACAUCGAUGUCCUCAUUGACUCGCUGCCCAAUGAAGACUCCUCCUAUGAUCUGCAGACAGCUAGUCUAAGGAAGUUAGAGGUUGAGAACCAAGACGCAGCGCGGAAGUUGGAGGACGUUGUACAUCGGGGCGAGGUGCUGCUGAAGCAGAUACAGCAGGCCCUGCAUGACAUCGCACAGGCGCAGCUGUCGUGUCAGGCCAUGGAGACCACGUGACGUGUGGCGAUAUUUCCAGGUCGGGGCGCCACGUGAUGCAGGAUGCUGGUCAUCGGGAACAUUUACAGUAUGAGUGACACUGCCAUGUCUUACAGUACUUGGUGAAAGAACUGUUUUUGAAGAUAUUCAUCUUGACUGGCAAAAAUGUGGAUUCAAGGCUACAUUUUUAGAUUAUCAUAGGUCAACGUAUGAAAACUCUUCACAGUUUCAAAGUCGAAUGCAGCGGAACUGAACAUUUGUUGAUGUUGAUAAAUCCAGUCACUCAGAGAAAAUAGUGAAAAUACUGCCAUUUUCAUAUCAUGAAUGUGUGUAUUUUUUAUUUGAAGGAAAUUUGAAUAUUCCGAGUGGCUUCCAAAGUAACAUGGUGGAUCUCUGUACAUGUUGGAAGAUAGUAAAUAGAACUUUCUCAAAUGAUAUUCUGUAAAUGAUUAGAAUUUAUGAAAAUAAAAUUUAGGUGAGAAUGUCUUUCCA
This is a messenger RNA of Haliotis rubra (blacklip abalone), 940 nucleotides long. RefSeq names its product mediator of RNA polymerase II transcription subunit 21-like. Lineage: Eukaryota; Metazoa; Mollusca; Gastropoda; Lepetellida; Haliotidae. Gene Ontology annotation, biological process: regulation of transcription by RNA polymerase II. Gene Ontology annotation, molecular function: transcription coregulator activity. The coding region runs from base 53 to 469 and encodes 138 amino acids. The record is from RefSeq and is a predicted model, not a curated record. Gene Ontology annotation, cellular component: mediator complex. The transcript has 4 exons.